GUCGCAACAGAUGGGUCGUGUACCAUCCCAAUGUAGGCACGGACUAUGAUGGAUCGAUGAUACCAGCUGAAUGGUUUGGUUGGCUGCACCACAAGACUGACAAGCCCCCAACUGAGGACCCCCCUGUCAGUUACCAGUGGUUGAGUGGCCACGAGGAAAAUACCAGCGGAACCGAAAAAGCUUUCAUGCCAUACACCACCACGAAACCCAAGAUUGAGGCCUGGGUUCCACCGAAGAAACAGUAACUUUGUUCCAGUAGUGUUAUUUAUGAUGAGUUUGUAAAUGAAAGACAGGUUAGGUGUGUUUCAUGAGCAGACUUUUAUUUCUUCUGAUUUUUUUUGGGGGGAGGGAGAGGGAUAUUGGUGACUUCAUGAAGAAAUUAAAUUUUUAUUGCUUCUAUUUCUAGAGGCAUUAAGUUCACUGGAUUAAUAUACCUGAUGAAUAAAGAAAUUGCCGUUAAUAUAGAUUACUAGUUUCCAAACAUGUAAAUAUUUCAUGUAUAAAGGUUAAUGAAAAAGAACAUAUA
Messenger RNA from Penaeus monodon (black tiger shrimp), 526 nucleotides. RefSeq names its product NADH dehydrogenase [ubiquinone] 1 alpha subcomplex subunit 12-like (gene ND-B17.2). Gene Ontology annotation, biological process: mitochondrial respiratory chain complex I assembly; response to oxidative stress. Gene Ontology annotation, cellular component: membrane. The record is from RefSeq and is a predicted model, not a curated record. Lineage: Eukaryota; Metazoa; Arthropoda; Malacostraca; Decapoda; Penaeidae.